UCUUCUUCUUCCUCUUCUCCUUCUCUUAACUUAACAAAAAUAAAACCAAAGUGCUGGUGAAGUUAAAUGGUGUAAUAUUUCCACACCACCACCAUUUAAAAAAAAAAAAAUAAAAAAAAAUAAAGCUUACAAAAAGCAGAAAUAAAGAAAGCAUUUGGUUCUUCUUUUCUUUUCUUUUUCUUUUUUCUCCUUUUCUUGUUGCCUCUGCCAAGCAUCUUUACCUCACUUUCUUCUGUUCUUUUCCCUCUCUCCUCCUCCUCCUCUUCUCAUUUGUUGUUCUAUUCUAUUCUUUCCUUCUUUUUCAGUAAAUUUUGUUUCUUUCUUCCACUUCAUUGCAUCUCAUCUUUCUUCUCUUCUCUUGUGUUAGCUUAAUUUCUUUUCUUUUCUUUUUUCUUCUGCUUCUUGUUUAUUGAUAUUUCUUUCUUUCUAUUUGGCAUUGUUUCUUGAUCAGCAAAGUUGGGUUGCUUUUGUUUUUAUCUGUAUUAUUUUGUGUUUUAUUUAAUUUCCUUUUCUGGGUUCUCCUUCCCUCUUUGAAUUUGAUCUUCUAACAAAUUCACUGUCUAAAUCUUUCCUGGGUUUUUGCUGAUCAAGUGGUUAGAUAGUAGUAAAAGAGAAAAAAUCCAAAAUUUUCAGUUCUAGAACAAGCAAAUUUCUCUCUCUCUUGAAUUCAACUUUUCUAUUAUGGUUUAAAUACUUCUCCUUUCUUGAUCACAAUACAGCAAGGCUGAGUCUUUACCUUUUCUUGAGGAUUUUUGAACUCUUAUUUUCUUGAAUUUCUGUUAACAUGGGACUUUGUCAUGGAAAACCCACUGAGCACCCACAAAACAGAUCACAACAAGACACAACUCUUCCCUUUGAAAACAACCCUCCAACAAAUUCCCACAACACAAAAUCUUCAAACUUUCCAUUUUACAGCCCAAGUCCAUUGCCAAGUCUCUUCAAGAACUCACCAGCAAUACCAAGUGUGAAUUCCACUCCUCUGCGUCUUUUCAAGCGCCCCUUUCCUCCUCCUUCGCCUGCAAAGCAUAUCCGGGCGUUGCUUGCAAGAAGACACGGGUCUGUGAAGCCUAAUGAGGCCUCAAUCCCUGAGGGACAUGAGAGUGACAUUGGUUUGGACAAGAAUUUUGGGUUUUCAAAACAGUUUUUGGCUCAUUAUGAGCUUGGUGAGGAAGUGGGACGUGGGCAUUUUGGAUAUACUUGCUCUGCUAAGGCCAAAAAGGGGAGCUUGAAAGGCCAGGAUGUGGCUGCAAAAGUUAUUCCUAAGUCUAAGAUGACGACUGCGAUCGCCAUAGAGGAUGUAAGAAGGGAAGUGAAGAUAUUACGGGCUCUGACAGGGCAUAAAAACCUAGUACAGUUCUAUGAUGCUUAUGAAGAUGAUGACAAUGUUUAUAUAAUAAUGGAGUUGUGCAAAGGUGGCGAACUAUUGGAUAGAAUACUGUCAAGGGGUGGAAAAUAUACAGAAGAAGAUGCAAAAGUUGUUAUGGUUCAGAUUUUAAGUGUGGUGGCCUUCUGUCAUUUCCAAGGUGUGGUUCACCGUGAUCUCAAGCCUGAGAAUUUUCUUUUUACUUCUAAAGAUGAGAAUUCACCCCUGAAGGCCAUUGAUUUUGGACUCUCCGAUUAUGUAAAGCCAGAUGAGAGGCUGAAUGACAUCGUAGGAAGUGCAUAUUAUGUAGCUCCUGAAGUACUACAUAGAUCAUAUGGGACUGAAGCUGAUAUGUGGAGUAUUGGUGUCAUAGCUUAUAUUCUUCUGUGUGGAAGUCGGCCUUUUUGGGCUCGAACAGAGUCUGGCAUUUUCCGAGCUGUCCUUAAAGCAGAUCCAAGCUUUGAUGAAGCCCCUUGGCCUUCUUUAUCCCCUGAGGCAAUUGAUUUUGUGAAGAGAUUGUUAAACAAGGACUACCGGAAAAGACUAACUGCUGCGCAAGCUCUGAGUCAUCCAUGGCUGGCCAAUUAUCAUGAUGUGAAGAUACCAUCAGAUAUGAUAGUAUACAAGCUUGUAAAAGCUUAUAUAGCUUCUUCUUCAUUACGAAAAGCAGCAUUAGGGGCUCUUGCAAAGACAUUAACAGUGGCUCAGCUAGCUUAUCUUCGGGAACAAUUUACAUUGUUGGGCCCAAACAAAAGUGGAUUCAUAUCUAUGCAAAACUAUAAGACGGCUGUGACAAAGUACUCCACCGAUGCCAUGAAGGACUCACGGGUUCUAGACUAUGCCAGCAUGAUCAGUUCUCUUCAAUAUAGAAAACUGGAUUUUGAAGAAUUUUGUGCUGCGGCCAUAAGUGUGCAUCAGCUGGAAGGAAUGGAGACUUGGGAGCAACAUGCUAGGCAUGCCUAUGAGUUGUUUGAGAAGGAUGGCAACAGACCAAUAAUGAUAGAGGAACUUGCAUCAGAGCUUGGACUUAGUCCAUCAGUACCUGUUCAUGUUGUUCUCCAAGACUGGAUCAGGCACUCCGACGGAAAGCUUAGUUUCUUGGGAUUUGUUCGACUUCUACACGGCGUUUCGUCCCGCACAUUUCAAAAAGCCUGAAUAAUAUACACUCAGUUUAUCCAUCUUUAUAACUAUUCUUCUGCAGAAAUGUCUCGUGGGGACAAAAUGCAUUGCUUAACUUGGGAGCUUGCCAACAAGCUAGCUAGCGCUGUGCUUAUCUUAAAUUGCAGAAAGGGCGCCUCUCAGCAUGCAUCGCUGUAUGAAGCCAUUCGUGGCAUGUCAUCGUCAUCGUCUCAAUUUCUUCUACUUCUUCUUCUUCUUCUUCUUUCUCCUCCUCUUUAUGUAAGGUUUUGCAUUUCAAUGAUUUAGUUUUGUGAUUUGUGUCGUUGGAAAGUAGAGGAUUGUACAGAUAAGAAAGGUAGAAUUGGCCAAAAUGUAUGUAGUGUUAGCGAAGAGCUUAAAACCUAAGUGAGUUCUUUUUUUUUUGGUGGAUUUGGGGUUUAUACCUAGUGUACCCCCUGCUCUUCCUCUCAUUCUCAUAAUAAAUCAUUCUUGUGCUCUCUAUUUUU
Molecule: messenger RNA, 2988 nt
Organism: Pistacia vera
Lineage: Eukaryota; Viridiplantae; Streptophyta; Magnoliopsida; Sapindales; Anacardiaceae
Product: CDPK-related kinase 1
Exons: 11
Coding region: 785-2518 (577 amino acids)
Biological process (GO): protein autophosphorylation; peptidyl-serine phosphorylation; intracellular signal transduction
Cellular component (GO): nucleus; cytoplasm
Molecular function (GO): ATP binding; calmodulin binding; calcium-dependent protein serine/threonine kinase activity
Source: RefSeq, a predicted model, not a curated record